AUGAACGGCUUGGCUGUAAAUAGAGGAAGAUCUUUGACGGCUAGGUCUAGUGAUAGUGAAGCUUUAGAAUAUGUGGAUGCUAGCGAAGAGGUUAUUUAUGGCCAAUCCCUCGAACUGCUCGAUACAAUAGCGGAAACGACAAUCACUAUGAAUCUAUUCCUCAAUAACAAAUUUGAUUUGGCUGAAGAAAGAAUGGCAGAAUUACACGAUAAAAGUAUGUAUCAUGCAUUAGGCUAUACCUGUAUCCUCUUCAUCAAGGCGAUGAUGACUUGCGAUCGAGCCGACAUGGAAAGGGCAAUGCUUGUCUGCAAAAAUGCAACUACUGUCAUUGAAAAGUACAAACAGAAGAUGACGCUCGGGGAAACGCUGUCGUACUAUAGUUUCGGGAGUAGGCAGAAGCCGCUUACUGAUGAGGAGCUACACGCUGAAUUGUGCUAUGCUGAAUGUGGGCUGGUCCGCGCUAUGCUCACCUUUUUCCAUGACGAGACGCUGGCCAGUUUUGUGCGUGGUGGCUUGAAAAUCCGGAGUUGUUAUCAGACGUUUAAACAAUGCCAUAAGCUACUAGAAAAUGAUGCCGUUUGGGCUGGCAGAGAUCCAGAAAUCAAGAACCAAUUCGAGGCGGGUGUCCGUAUGGGUAUCGGUGCUUUCAAUCUCAUGCUCUCUGUAUUGCCUUCAAAGGUUUUAAGGCUAUUGGAAGUUGUUGGAUUUUCCGGGAAUAAGGCGACUGGUAUGAGUGAGCUGAUUCGAGCUUCAUCUAUGGAAGGGACACUUCGAGCUCCACUUUGCGCCACGAUGCUUUGCGUAUGGCAUCUCCUCGCUUCCUUCCUCGUCGGAGUAGGAAAACCGGAUAUCAGGAUGUGCAACAAGUUGCUACCUGGUAUUAUGGCAAAAUAUCCGAAGGGAGCAAUCCCUCUUUUCCUCAAAGCCCGACUCCUUCUUGUGACUGGCGACAUUAAUUCCGCCAUCUAUAACUUCAAUAUGUCCAUCGAGGCUCAAGACUGCUAUAAACAAUUCCACCAUGGAUGUUAUUGGGAGCUGCUAUUUGCGCAUUCCUACCUACGCCAAUGGGCAAAAGCUGCAAACUACGCGAAAAAGUUGGUGAACGAAUCGAAGUGGAGUCGCUGUGUGUACACCUACAUGCUUGCGAUUUAUUUCUCGGCAGAUGAGACGAUUGAAGAAAAGAAACGGAUUGAGACUGUAAAUGCGUUGGCAAAAAAAGUCGAUGGUUUUCGGCUUAGAAUUGCUGGAAAAUCGAUCCCAGUCGAGAAAUUUUGUUCGAGGCGCGCAAAGAGGUUUUUGGCGACAAAUUCUUUUGUGUUGGCCCACUAUGAAUUUGUGUAUUUCUGGAAUGGAUUUGAUAUCAUGGGCCGAAACGAAGCUCUCCUCGUCCCAAUCCUUGAAGAUAUAGAUCGAGUUUGGGAAAGGCACAAAGCCAAAGCUGAUACGGACGAAGAAUGUUUAUACUAUUUGUUGCGUGGUGUCUGCCUGAAGUCGUUAGACUCACUUUAUCAAGCUCAAAAAUGCUUUGAGCAUGUGAUUUCUUGUUCCGAACAAAUCGUUGAGCUCAAAUACCUCGUACCUAACGCGACAUUCGAGUUGGGUUCGGUGAUGAUGCUGGAGGGAAGCCACGAUACAGCUAUGGAAUUGCUGGCAAAAGCCCGAGCCUACAAGGGCUAUUCCCUCGAAAACAAACUUCAUUUCCGAAUCCAUGGAUUGAUGGAUCAGAUGGAAGUGAGAACGCCUGUU
Messenger RNA from Mesorhabditis spiculigera, 1746 nucleotides. NCBI's taxonomy places the organism in Eukaryota, Metazoa, Nematoda, Chromadorea, Rhabditida, Rhabditidae. The record is from the annotation of a GenBank genome assembly.